This is a messenger RNA of Aedes albopictus (Asian tiger mosquito), 13077 nucleotides long. RefSeq names its product serine/threonine-protein kinase Smg1 (gene nonC). Gene Ontology annotation, molecular function: protein binding; protein serine/threonine kinase activity. The record is from RefSeq and is a predicted model, not a curated record. NCBI's taxonomy places the organism in Eukaryota, Metazoa, Arthropoda, Insecta, Diptera, Culicidae. Gene Ontology annotation, cellular component: nucleus. The coding region runs from base 235 to 10275 and encodes 3346 amino acids. Gene Ontology annotation, biological process: protein phosphorylation; nuclear-transcribed mRNA catabolic process, nonsense-mediated decay. The transcript has 10 exons.
CAGUCAGUCUGUUCGCGCGUGUGAUCUGUCAAGCAAACGUACAUUUGGAUGGUGGAUUUCGCAACUGGAAAUUUUAAAUCGCUAUUUUAUUCGACAUUUUACGUGAAAUUAGUGCUGUUAUUGUUCAAAAAAUAUAGUGACACAGGUGCUACAAAGGUUAGAUAAACCAGCAAUAGUGUCGGUGACUUAUGCAUUCCUGGAAAUGAUAGCAAAGUAAAAGCCCACUCCAACACAAUGGACGAUAAUCUCGGUGCGGAUCGGAAGGCGGGCGGUGGUGAUUACUACCAUGACUUUGCGGUGGAGAGGAAAUUCAAGCGGGAAUACGCUGGUGAUAAGGUGGACAAUGGCGGAACGGGUGGAGGCGGACGAGGUGCUGGAAAGCGAUAUCAAAGCUCUCGCACCAUUACGAAGCGUAAAGAUAACCAGAAACAGCAGUAUGGUGACGCUCUUGCAAUGGGAUACAAUUCGCAGGAGUUGAACAAGCAGUUGCAGGCCAACUUGCCGGAGGAUAUGCGCAUAUCCAAACUGCUUCGGCGCCUGUGUCAGGAAACGGAUGUUAAGACAUGUCUGGAUUUGUGUUCGAAGCUAGGGGUGGUGGUGCUGGAACCUUGUAAUACGUCCUAUGUGCGUAAGUCGUUUGACAUUCUGGCUGAUGGAAUAAUGUCGGUGCUGGAGAAUGGGCCACGGGAUUGCGUGGAAGCGGUGGCGGAUGUGUUCGGAAUGAUGGGAUACGUGUCUCGGACCGAUUUCAAUGUGUACCGGGCUUGGAUCGUCAAAUACUACAAAUAUUCCAAGAAGCUAAAACGCGCCAUGCUACGAGCCCUGAGAAAGACCGUUAGCCUCGAUGCCGGUGACGAACUGAAAGAUAUGGCUGGGAAGUUGAUGGAUUUGCUAAAGGAUUAUUUAGAGGCGGCGGAUACGGUUGAGACGUUUGUGGCCAUCAUCGAGAUUGUCGGAGAGCUUAGCAACAAGUAUCCCAACUAUUUCAAGCCACACUUCAACGACGUUGUGGACAUUGUCGUUGGGUGGCACUUGGAGACGGACCAAUCGCCGGAAGUUAAAAAGCACUGUACCAAGGUUCUCCUAUCUUUCAAACAUUUCUGGUACGACGACAUGAAAUUUACGCUCAAUCUGUUGGGUCAGUUCAUCGAAGACAUCGGCGUGUGCUGUGAGGAUCUGGAAGCAUCCAAUGCAGCGAAAGAGAAGACGCACUUCUUGUCAUCGGCGAUUUCGUUCAGCUCGUUACUGGAUGCAUUCAACACCGUCAUAAAAUGUCUGUUCGCUACGCCGGAAUCGCUGCUGCAUUCUGUCGGGAAAGAUAUCUUGGACGGGAGCUUUGAGCUGAUAGUCAAAGGAAGUGCGCUCAUUGCCAAUGGACGGUGCCUGGAAGAGGUCCUACUGCCAAUUAACGAAAGCCUGAUAAUUCUACUAAUGGUGGAACCAUGCGCAACUACGGUAGGCGUUGAAGAAGUGAUGGUGGUAAUCCAAGCGGAAAUUCGGAACGUCGAGCAUAUGAAUAAGAGCCAGAUCACAAGUUUGCUCCUGUUGCUAUUCAAGUAUGCGGAAUACAACACUGGGAGUAUGGCCCCUGAAUUUUUGAACUUGCUAUGGGAUCCCAAGUCUACUUUUGUGAAGCUGCGUUACCACCAAUCGCGCGAAGUUCAAGAAGGCUUACUUAAACUGUAUCACCGUAUUCUGGCUAUUAAAAACGUGGACAUCCUUCAGAGGGCAUACAAGUUUAUUCUUGACGAUCUGGACCAAGCAAUGCUUUCGAUGCAAAACAAAAGUUCUUCCAUCAGUCUUGCUGAUCGUGCUCGGAUGCAAUUCGACAUCAAUUUUAAUCUUCUGACAAUUUCUACGCUGGCAAUAGCCAACAGUUCGAUUAUAGUAAUGUGGACACUCCAGCCAAGUAUUCUCGUAGUAUUGCUGGAAAAGUUAUGUCUGCUGGAUACCGAUCUAUGGAACGACUAUCAAACGCUGCAUUACGCCAUUUUAAGAGUAGCCUAUCAGCAUUGCCUGAAAAAUAACAACUUUAUAUCAUCAAGUGCUCUGUUGCGUUCAAAGAAUUAUUCUCUGGUUGAUUCGUUCAAUCAUCUAGCUUUGGACUCAUCUCCGGCUUCUUCGACGAGUCCGACGGCCGAGCAUUUCCGGAUAAUAAUUGAGUUCCUGGAAAAGGCACUCCAAAAACAUAACGCCAUUCAUCACCUGGAGUUGCUGUUGGACUGGUGCCAUGCGGUGAUCCAGCAGUCAUCGCAGUAUUUCGAUGUGCUCGUUGGAAACCAGAGCUUCACUGCGAUCUUGCAAAGCAUUUGCGACAUCAGCAUGCGCACGAACCGGAAUCUUACGCUCCGAUGUGCCGAGUGCCUGGACCUGGCCAGUUCGUACAAACAGCUGGCUACGGCAGUCUUCCAGAGCAUCGCUGAAGUGUGCUGCGUCCAUAUGUGUGCGGUCAAUGCCGAGAUUCGUCAGCGAUUUUCGUACAUUCUCGGAAAACUUCCAUUACGGUUUUCGUUGAAGCAGGUCAGUCAAUUCACCGGGAAUAACCAAAGACGUAGUCAACAGAUUUACGAAUUACAAAACUGGUACGUAAGCACGGAAAACACGGGCGACUUGCGCUCGCAGUAUUUUCGAAAUUUCAUCGAGAAGAUCGGCUUCCAUCGGGAUACCGAGGCUAUUGACGAAUUUCUCAUGGAAGCGUUCACCAAGUCGUGGUUCAUUAGCAAGGAUAAAAACUACGCCUAUGGCAACAUGGCACUGAAUGACUUGCGGUGCUUGGUGCCUUGGGUCCAAUGGGAAGCUGCCCAUUUUUGUGUCAACAACAAACUACGAACCCCACUCGGAAAACCCCAGGAAACAUUCCUGAAGAUUGAGUCGAUCAUAAAAGAGGAUGCCAGAGUUCUGUCGUUGAAAGAACGCACGCCAGUGAAAGAUAUCAACGUGUCGAUGGCAAAUCAACGCCAUGCAAGAAUUUUGUUGGGUUUUCUGGAAGCACUGGAGAAGGCCAUCUAUAAUGCUGCUGAAGGAACAGCCUUUGCGUUACCAAAUCCGGAAAAGCCCGCCAGAACUUUCUUCCGGGUGAAUGCACCUACCUGCGCCGAGUGGUUCAACCGUAUCCGCACGGCAGUAGAUCUGGUUGCCUUGCAUUGCAUGGAACCGGAAAUGGUGAUCCGUUACUCAGAGGCUGUACUGAAGGAGUUGGUCCUGGCCAACAAAGUGAACGAUCUAAUAUUUGAGCACACCUUGAUGUCCCUGGUUUGGGCACUGCUGCGAAGCUGGGAAAGUGAUGCCCUCUAUGGCGUGUACGUGUGGGCGAAAAAGGUGACCGGAAGAAAAUAUCAGUGGAUCAAGAUGGCAGCAGAGGAAGCCGCAGGUCACCGUGAAGCAGCAACCGAUGGGUUCUUGAAUAUCCUAGCGGAUCCCGAGUCGGCCAAUUUGGAUCGACACAUCCGAGACUUCAUCGUUGAUCAGAUCACAUUGUCGUUGACCUUUACGGAAAGGCUUCCGGAGUUGUACGAUUUUCUAGUUGCUGAAGAGACCAGUGAAACACCGAGAGUAACUAUUCCGCUGUUUACCUUUACGUCGCAACAGGUCAAAGACUGGAUCGCAUACGAAAAAACCAGAGACAAAAACGUGAUUGACAUGUCCCACUGGGAGCUGAUCGAUUUGGGCACCGAUGUGCCCAAUAACUUCUCGUGCUACAAAAUUCUGUGCGACACGGAAAACACGAUUGCUAUUUCGUUCCUGAAACAGUUUACCACCAGCCAGGAGGAAACCCUUCGCAUCUGCAACGAGGUGAUCCACAGUGCCCUGCAGGAGUGUCUUCUGACCAAAUCACGGGAACAUCUAUUCCAGCUGAUCAUCACAAACCACGUGGGGCACAUUGCCACCCUGAACGAGUACACUCUGGACAAUUCCAAAUCGAUUCGCGUGGAGAAGCAUUACGGCUCACUGGCCAUGAUGCGGGUGUUGCAUUGGUCGGAGUAUUUGGACGCCGGUAAAAACUGCGAACAGCACAAUAUGGAAAUGCGGCUGGAUUUGGUCUCGGUGGCUAGGAAGGAGAACAACUUCAGGCUGUGUCAGUAUGAGCUGGAUAUUUUCUACAGAGAUUCCAACCUGGCAAGGGAGUUGGGUUUGGUAAAACAGCUAAAUGUGGACAAAGCUCAGCAGCACUUGAUGGGCGAGAAGGUGGGCUGUGAGGUUUGGGACGCAAGUUUGAGUAGGGCUGUGUAUGAACAGUGCAAGUGGAUCUACUGUCAACCAGGAAGAAAACAGGAAGCAAUUCAGUUCGCGUCCCAAGCGGCUCGGCAGAUUUCCGAACACUUGGAUGUUCUGGAGGAAAAUGCUACAGACGAACUUCGCGAAAGAAAAUCUCGCUUUUUACUUACCUUGGCAGAUUGGGUACAGAGUGAGGAUGCAAAGCUUCUUCAACAUGAUUCGAGCACGGCUUUGAACGUGUUAAUCGCAUCCCUGCCGGAAGUGAGACCGACCAUCGACGGUCGCAUGUUGUCCAUCUUCUCUUGCUUGGACAUUGUCGUGGGAAAAAUUCUACAGGCAAGCACUCAGUCCUGUCCGGAACUGGCCAAAGCUUGGUGCCAGUUUGCUUCCUGGUGCUAUCGCUGGGGAAAGAAGAUGGUCGAGUUCAACACGGAGGCCAACACAGCUCAUAAUGUUAACCUGGAGGAAAUAAAUAAAAUCUUACCAUCCAAUCUGUCAGAAGAAGUUCAGAAAUCGAUUCUGGUCAUCCUCAACCAACACGAGGUGAUUUCCGAAGAGGAAGAAUUUGGCUUGAACGAAACGAGCUCCACGGAUCUCCUGGAGUCGCUGAAGGCAACCGUGCCCGAAUUGCAGAACUGUCCUCCGGAGAAGCUUCAGUCGAUUGUGGAGAUUUGGCGUCAAACUCACAAAACGGUAUACGGGUACUACGAGGCGGCUGCUUCGGCUUACUUCCGCUUCCUGGAACUGUCCUCUUCGCUUGAGAUGGAAAACGAAAAUGGCAAUUCGUCGACUGUCACUGCAACGCUCCGUCUACUGCGAUUGAUCGUGAAACAUGCCCUUGGACUAAAAGAAGUUCUAGAACGUGGUCUAGCCAGCACGCCUACUAAGCCAUGGCGAGUUAUAACUCCACAGCUAUUCUCAAGGCUGAAUCAUCACGAACCUUAUGUGAGGAAGCGGGUUUCGGAACUGCUGUGUCGAGUGGCCAAGGAUGCACCACAGUUGAUUAUCUUCCCAGCGGUUGUGGGCUCUGUUCAGGAGAAGAAAGUCGACAUAAAUGAGCUGAGCGGAGAAAACACCGCGGAAUGUGCGCCGAAAGAUUCCGGAGAUGAAACGUUAGGACUCGUGUAUUGCUUCAACGCUCUGUUGGACAUUUUGUCCAGGGAUGCACCGGAAACCGUUCAACAGGUCAAGGUUUUGGUUCACGAAUUGAGACGGAUUUCACUUUUGUGGGACGAGUUUUGGGUUAUAUCGAUGCAACAAAUCUACUCCGAGUACAACAAAAGUUUCAUCAAUUUCGAAAAUGAACUCACCAAGGUAACGGAAAAUGGACAGUUGGACAAGAAACGGGAUCUUCUCAUAGAGAAGCAUAAGCUGUUGCACCGACCUUUGGUAUUCGUUCUGGAGCAGCUGUACGAGAUGACUUCUCGAUCGCCCGAAACAAUACACGAGCGUCAUUUCCAGGAUCGUUUCCUAAAGUACAUCAGUUUGAUGAUCGAAAAACUGAAAGAGCCAUUAGACUUCGCUAAGCCUAUCCAGGGCUGGACGCAAUUCAAGAUCCUGUUCGGACAAAUGCAACAAAGAGGUCAAAAGCGAACUGCCUUCUCGUUGCGCCUAUCUGAAAUCAGCCCUGUCCUGGCCAAACUCUCCAACACGGCCAUAUCCAUGCCUGGCAUCGAGAGCACCCAAAUGCAGCAAAUCCUCAUCCGCUCCGUGGACAAUCUCGUUCAGAUCCUUCCAACCAAAACCAAACCGAAAAAGCUCAUGUUCUACGGCAACGAUGGACGCCGUUACAGUUACCUCUUCAAAGGCCUUGAGGAUCUUCAUCUGGACGAACGUAUCAUGCAGUUCCUGUCGAUUGCGAACCUCAUGAUGAAAAAGUCGAUCGAUUGCAACGGAAACAUCACCUACUACCGGGCGGAACAUUACUCUGUGAUUCCGCUGGGGCCGCGGUCCGGCCUGAUCAACUGGGUGGACAACACGGUUCCGAUUUUCUCGCUGUACAAAAAGUGGCAACAACGGGAAGCACUGCAGAAAAAGGACAAACCGGGUGUGGUGAAUCGACCCUCGGAGCUGUAUUAUCAGAAACUAACCCCCCUGCUGCAACAGCACGGCAUGAAGACCAGCGACAACCGCAAGGAUUGGCCCGUGCAAGCGUUGAAACAAGUGCUCAAAGAACUGCAGGAAGAAACGCCUCGCGAUUUGCUCGCCAAAGAAUUGUGGUGUCACAGUACGACGGCUGCCACCUGGCGGCAAGUGAUUCGUAACUAUUCGCUCUCGAUGGCGGUAAUGAGUGUCAUCGGUUAUAUCAUAGGCCUGGGGGAUCGCCAUUUGGACAAUGUGCUGGUGAAGUUGGCGUCCGGUGAAAUUGUGCAUAUCGAUUACAAUGUGUGCUUCGAGAAAGGAAAAACUCUACGGGUUCCGGAGAAGGUGCCCUUCCGGAUGACACCGAAUCUGGAGGAAGCGCUGGGAGUCACCGGAAUUGAGGGUACCUUCCGGCUAGCGUGCGAACACGUUCUCAAGUCGCUGAAAAAAGGGCGCGAAACGUUGCUCACGCUUUUGGAAGCAUUCGUCUACGAUCCGCUUGUCGACUGGGCAGUCAGCGAAGAUGGCGGUACGGCUGGCUUUGCCGUGUCCACUUAUGGCAACCGUGAAGGUUUCAACAGCGAUCUCCGCGAAGCAAAGAAGCAACUCGAACGUGAGGUGAAUCGUGAUACCCUUGCGAUACGAUUUUCGGAAAUCAAACCCGGAUGGAACCGCAAUCGAGAUAAUAUCUAUCAAAAUUUGCUGCUGAUGGAAAACUUCCUCAAUGAGUUGCAAUCGAAUCGCGCUAGUCUGGUUGAAGCCGAAAAGCAACGCGACUCGCUAUCCCGUCAGAUUCAGCUGAUUAGAGAGGCUGAGUCAUUGAACUCGGCCAUCGGGAGUCACCCUUUGAACACUUUGUCGCAAAGGUACAGCGUUUACAAGAAGAUAGUCGAAGAUCACAAUGCGGCUAAGAAAGCGAUAGAAAAUAGAGCGAUCGAGAGCGAGAGUACUCUCGAGGGCUUCCGAAGCUUUAUGAAAGACAUCGAAAAUGGCAAAUUGCAAGAAUAUCUCAGGGGCGUCAAUGCCAAUCCCGAACUAUACGGUAAUUCCGAGUUUGAGCUGGUGGAAGAUUUUUUGAACCAAUCGAAUCUUCGUGAUACGUUCCUGACAGCGAACGCUUGCCGACAUGAGUUGAACGAGUACACGUUCCAGGCCACGGUUUUGGUGAAGCGUGCCCUUGAAACGUUGAGUCAGUUCAGUGCCAUUAUUUGCUACUAUCCGAAAGAUUUCGAGCAGAGCCACCGUGAUUUCAAGUACCGUGACUGGUGCAGGAAGCUUGUGAAUGAAGGAUCUGCUGCGACUUGUCAAGAGAUAACACAAAACUACCAACAGUUUGUCGCAAAUGCACGCCAGCACGCCUGUGGUCCGCAAAUAUUAUCCUUCUCCUAUCAAUUAAAGAACAUAAUCUCCGACACUGCAUUCAAGCUGUCUGACCUGGUAGCUUGCAACGCUCAGGAACUGAACGAGAGUACCGUUCCAAUUGAUCAACUGUACGAAAAUGCUCUCUCCACCAUCAACGCCAUAGCCCUGGGGAACACAAACGGACGCCAGUCUCUGUUAUUUGCUGGGUUGCAACUUUGCUUGGAUCUGAAUCAUAACUAUUUGCUGAUGGAGCAAACGGCCUCAACCGCUGGGGAUUCGCUGAUCGAGUUGCAAAUAAAUGACAAUUGGUUCUUGCCUGAAUUCUACAUGGCAAUCACACAAAUGAGUGCCCUCUAUCAGAUCCUGUUCGAGAAAGACACCCAGAAAGCAUCGAGCGAUUGUUACGCCACAGGUUUAAGUUGCCUCUCGGCUUGCGUGGGAAUCUUCGAUCACCUUCAGAACAUGAACGAAUGCAUCGCUCGCGAUUUUCUCUCCGAUACCAUGCGAGGUAUCAUAUCGGAGAACCAAAGCGUAAUCGACAUGAUCUCGGCAGUGUCCAAUCUACAAACGGACGUCAUCCCCCUGGCUGAACUCCUCAACGAGCUGAACAGGCACCUGCAGUGUGUGGUUAUGAAUGUACCAUCGUCGCACGCCCACGCGUUGGAUUCGGUUGACCAGUUGAAAAGAAAACUGACUGCGCUGGGAGACUCUUUCCGAAAACAGGAAAUCCCAUCCGAAGGAUCACAACUGUAUCUAACGCUGCAUCAGUUUUUCCACGAUCUGCUGGAGAAGCAGAAUGCGUUGAUACAUAUCGUGAACGAAAGAUUCCUAACCAUCCAGGAAGCUGACUACAUCGACCAGAUUAAAGAUUCCAAAGAUCUAGCGGUCCUGAUCUUCAACAAAUCCACCUACAAUGUAUUGGAGGCCAUCUUUGUGGUAAAACGCGUACAGGCCAUGGUAGAGUUCUUCACAUCAUGCCUUCAGAUGGCGUGUGCAUUCAAAGGAACCGGCAUGGCGGCAGCAUUCAACGACGAUACCCUAGUUCGACCCAUCCGUAAGUUCAUAGCAGAUUUUGUCUACCACUGUAUGCUGGGUAUUGGCCCAUCCGCCUCUGGGUUGGUCACCUACGGAAUACUGCUACGGAUUAAUCCCCACAUUAAGCAUACCAGUGAAAUGAUCCAGCAUAUGACUGGAUCGGAUCGGGUUAAUCUGUCGGAUCUGUACAAUGAAAACAUCGAUCGAAUCAUGAGUGCAGAACAAAUAAGCGGGCUGGAUCUGAACCAGGCGACCAAUGCUUGUUUGCAUCUUAGUUUCACGUGGAAAAAGAUGAUGAGAAUAAAACUGCUAUCUGAGCGCAUCCUGACGGAGCAAAUAUCUGUAACCCGAUCGCAAAUGCUCUUCGUAGCCCAUAGUUGGUUGCAUGAGCUAUCCACUGCGGAUAGCUCUGCGACUUUGUCGCCAAACGACUUAACCAUCUACGCCGACGGGUCUUUGAUAUUGGUUCAGUUGAAAAACUUGCUGGAAUCAUUAACAUCAUCGAAGGUAUCGAUUCUGAGACUGCGAGACGACAUACUAUCCAGCACCAAUGCAAUCCUUCAUCGCCUGAAGUGGGCCUCGGGAGCCAAUCCAGAGCUGGUACAUCUCCUGAAAUCAUUCGAGCAGGCUUCACUGCAGAAACGCGACUUUUUGGACGAACAGCUGCUCUACUUAGACAUUGCGUUGAAGCAUUGCAGCUCGGUAUUGAACUACCAAAUCGUACGCAUGCAAGUCAACAGACAGGUAGAACAGGACCACGAAUUUAUCAACUUGAUUGAGAGAUACAGGAAAGCCUGUAUGAAGCUGAACUCAUGUUCAGCAAUGGUGAAUCGCACGGAAGAGGCUCUUGUUGAAUUGCUGGAUCCAGAAGGGCAAAUCGAUCACAUUUGGAUAAGUAAUGUGAAAGCAUUGAUCGACGAUAUGACGGAUCAGGUCCAGAGUAAGAUUGCGCAAACCGAGAAGAUAGUUCACAAUGCGCAGGACAAGUUGCACAUGAGUGCCAAUGAGCUAAAGGAACUCAUGGGCGCGCAUCACUCGCUGGCCUCGGACAUUCGUAAUCUGCUCAAAAUGAGACUCAAGAUGGAAACCACCCCGGCGUUGCGGGAAUAUCUGCUCCGAUACAAGGCAUUCUUGGAAACCGUCUCUGACCUGUACUCCAACGUGCUGAGCAAGGAUUUCACCGAUGAAAUGGUGUGCCAAGCGAAGGAGCAGGUGCGUGAAACGAUGCCCAAUGUGCACAAAAUCUUCGAUCAGCUGUUCCAGUUUGAGCAAAGCGCGAACGCUGAGCACGACGACUCUGGUGGAACUGGUGAGGAAGAGGAAACCGACAAACUAAGCGCUGAAAUGAUGGAAUCACCCUUGAAACGGCAUCAUAUGAAAGCACAUCGUACCCAAAAGGAGCAGAAACGGAACGCCUAUGCCGUCUCGGUGUGGCGUCGCAUCCGGAUGAAGCUGGAAGGCAGAGACCCAGAUCCAAACCGCCGUUGCACCGCGCAGGAGCAGGUCGAGUGGAUGAUACGGGAAGCGAUGGACCCGGACAACUUGGCAGUCCUCUACGAGGGAUGGACUCCUUGGGUGUGAAUUCUCUUGCAACACGGUAACAGGUAAACUUGGUCGGCUUAAAUCUUCAACAUACAUCAAAACCCAGAUGAGAGACACAUAGCGAAUGGGUAUUCGCGAUGGCGUGUUCCAUUUUGGUUUCAACAAUCUUCCGUCGAGUCAGACUGCUCACCAUCGACGCGGGAGUCAUCAAUCUGAGCAACUCAGCAGAAGUGGCACCGCCAUGGUUUAUAUUCGGAGUAGCAUCAUCAGCGAUUCCGGAUCCCACCAUGACAGUUUGACCAGUCUGCACGGCAGCCUCACCUGAGCUUUUGUUCGCUGUAGCAAUACAAUCCCGUAGUGAAGCCGAUUCCGGGUGGAGUAACCUCCGCUGCAGUACAGCGAAUGAUCUUAGGUCAUUUACAAUCCUUACCAUAAAAUAACACGACCUUUCUUGCCAUAGAGUUCAAAAUGCAUUUGAAUGUUGUCCCCAGUAAUAUUAUUCCUCACUACCGACUCCCGAAAUGCCGCGAUCAGGCUCAAAAAAUACCUUCCAACUCUCUUAUAACAUCAUAGAAGAACCGAAAUAACAGUUGUUAGGUAACGGUAAAGAGCGUUUCAUGGGAACCAGCUCUGAAUACAAGGUAUGAGGAAAGCACAUAAUAUUACCUUCCAUUACAACUUGCAACAAGCGCCACUAUCAAAUAUUGAAUUUGAAUAAUAUCCAACAUGCAAUCCUUUUGAUUUUUUUUUUAUUUAAUUUUCAGUUUUUUUUUUAAUUUGAGCCUAUUAAUGUUAAAACAAAGCAGUAUAGUUGAGUCUCCCAGAAAAGUCACCCGGAUUACAUCGCCCUUAAUUAUUAUUUUUCCAAACAAUGUAACUGAAUUUUAAUGGUGUAUACUUCGUUGUUGGCCCAAACCAUUCCCAAAAGUUCAUUGGAUUUCAAAUAGCUUAAAAACGAAGAGCGCAAAGUAGAUGGCACUGUUUUGUGGGAGGCUCAACUCUUCUACCUAAUUAGCGCCGGACUAGUGCUGUCGAUUUUCUUUUAAAGAUUUCUUUUCUUUUGAAAUCAGGUGACAAAAAAUAAAAAAGUGAAAAAAAAAAUCGUAUAAAAAGAAUUGACGAUGCAAGACAGGCCAUAAGUACCUAUUGCAAAUAAUCUUUUUAGUUCUCGAAGUUGUUCAUGCACCUCAUGUUAACUGAAAAUUAUUCUGAAACCUUCAUACCUACAUUCAUUAUUUAGUUUUUUUUUUUCAUAUUCACCAUUGGUUGGGGCGCAUUUUUAUUAUUUUUUAAAUACCCCAAGUGACCACGCAGCUCAAGCCUCAAUGUAUGCAUACACACAGUGUAUUCGAUCUAUCGUCCCAUUUGAUCGAAUAGCGUUCGGCCAAACGAUAUUCGACCAAACGACAUUCGGCUAAAUAGCCGAACACCGCAUAAGCAAGCAUCACUCUUACAAUCACAGUUCAAUUAAAGUGGAGGCUCAAUGUAGCCGCAUUGUAUCCUAUUGUAUCUAAUUUCAAUUUGGCUUUAUUAGGGUUCCUUUCCAGAAUAAUUCAACUAUACACCUAUACCUAUUUACCAUAAGCAUGCAACAAGCAUUGCGACUUGAGCAGUGUGUUUACUUGGCACGAUCUUUAAAUCAUUGAAAAUCAGGCAUUAUUUAUCUUGUACCGACUUUUCUAACCCUCAGAAUACUCUCUACGAAUGAGUGUAAUCAGUUUUGCACCUUUUAAUUCCGCCCCCUUUUGCUUAUCCUUUGACAGAUAUGCGUAUUUCGACUACCACUUUUGUAAUCUUCCUCAGUGUCAGUUAUUGAGUAUAUCUGUCAAAGGAUACUCAAAAGAGGACGGAAUUCAAAGGUACAAAACUGAUUUUACUCAUUCGUAGAGGGUAUUCUGCUUAGAAAGUCGGUACAAGAUGCCUGAUUUUCAAUUAUGGGAUUGUUUGGUAAGACCUAUAUACACGUUCUCCUCAAUUUGGAAAAUUUAUGCCGAUGUUCCUCUGGGGUAAAAUAAUUACUAUUGUUUUUGUCAAUUGUUUUGUCUAACUGUAACUGUCUCUUUUUGUGUCGUUUUUGGUACAUGACUUCAGAAUCCCUAAUGAUUCCGAAGCUAUGUACUAAAAACUACACAAAAAGGAACAGUUACAGUUAGACAAAACAAUUGACAAAAACGGUAGUAAUUAUUUCCCCCUGAGGAAGACACUAUUAUGUCGAAACGUCGGGUGAAUAAAACAACUUGUUUUUUAAAUCCCAAGACUGCGUAGCCGGUAACCAAGCGAGUCAACCAUACAGUCGUAUUUCAAAAAAUCCUGGAUUGAAUGUCAUUUAGUCCCUUUUUUAUUGUCGUGGAUCAUUAAACGUGACCAAUCCUGCAUCUUUUAUUUUUUUUGGUAGAGCUCCGAAACAAUUUAUAUCAAAGCUCCUUGAGACAACUUCGAAAUAUUUCGAAUAUACAGACACCGAGUGUUAACUAUGUGCUCUGCUGUCAUAUGUAUGCCUUUAAUUUGUUCGUCAAAUAUCGUAAUAUUUCGAAUUAUCCUCCCGAAACCGUUCAACUUCUACACCUGUUUAUUAUUGUUUGUCCCAACACUUCUUUUGUGUUUAAGCUCGCUAUCAAACCAGUUGUAGCCCACAGAUGACAAAAUUGAUGUCACUCUAUGGUUUAGUAGAAUCUAACAGAUAAAAUUCAAAAUCAUCUCAUCAUCCUAAAUGCUGUAACAUCAUUGGAGCAAAAACCAAGCAUAAGUUCUUAACAGAUAUGUAGUCCAGUAACCCCGCGCGUCACGUUCGUUUUUUCUGUGCUUAAAGAUUCAGAAUACACACAUAUUGCUUAUAAGCUA